CUCUUUGUCUCUCUAUCAUAUAUCUCUCGGACAAUCUCUUUGGAUCGUCAUUUUCUCUCUGUCGACUAAAUUUUGAAUGGGUAUAUCUCCUGGAUUUGGUGGCUUGAUCAACCAGAACACUCAACAGCCUCCUAAGGCUGAGUCUAAGAGAUCUGAGAAUGUGAAAUCUAAGUCAAGGUCAGAGAUAAAUACUCACGAGGAGAGAGAUGAGAUGAAGGAACAAUUAAAACUUUGGAGACAUGCAGAGAAGAAAGAACAAUGGCAAGAUGUCCCUGCUAAAGUGAAGGUGGAAAUAGAAGAUGGUAUUUGCCAUAUGGACAUGGUAUUUACAUUAGGAUUGCCUCCUCAAGCAGCCUACGACGUUUUGACUAAUCCCGACAACCAAUCAUACUCAAGAAUAAUCAACCAGCGCCACGAACUUCUGGAUAACGUAUCAAGAAAAGUGUUGACGGAUGAUGGAUCGAGUCAGACGGUGGAGGCAGAGAAAGCUGUGGCCUGGAAGUUUCUUUCGUGGUCUGGAACUAUCCCGAUAAGUCUCGAUUUCGUCGAAAACCGUAAAAAUCUUUCUGCAGUAUAUAUGAAAAGGAAAAUGAUGUUCAUGAAAACUUUUGAGGGUAGUUGGAAAUUGGAGCCAAUAUACGUGGAUUCAGAGCGCUUGUGCAAGGGCAUGAAGCCGAAAAGUCGAGAAGAAUACCAUAAAUGUAGUGGUGGACAAGGAAAGAUUGCGUCGAAGGUGACAAUGAACCAGACCUUUCAGCCUUCUUUUCCUUUUAAUUUGCCACCGCUUUCUUGGUACAUCCGUGAGAUCACCAUCAAGAUCACUAAGGCUCUGAUACAAGAUCUUCAAGAUAUGGGCGCCAAGCUCCGAGAGUCCGAUGAGAGACCUGAGAAUGUGAAAUUUAAGUCAAAGUCAGAAACAAAUACUCAUGAGGAGAGAGAUGAGAUGAAACAUCAAUUAAAACUUUGGAGAGAUGCAGAGAAGAAAGAACAAUGGAAUGAUGCCCCUCUUAAGAUGAAGGUGGAAAGAAGAAAUGACCUAGAAUGGGGUAUGUCAACUAUAGAAAUGCAAUUUACAUUAGGAUUGCCUCCUCAAGCCGCUUACGACAUUUUAACUAAUCCAGACAACCAACCAUACUCAAGAAUAAUCAAAGGACGCCAACUUUUGGAAAACAUAUCAAGAAAAGUUGUGUCGCCAGAUACCGGGAAAGGGCAGCUUGUGGACACGGAGAAAGCUGUGGCCUGGAACUUCCUUUGGUUCUCUGGAACCAUCCCGAUAAUUGCAAAUUUUAUCGAACACCGACAAUUCCUUACGGUACAAUAUACGGUAAAGAAUAAGAUGUUCAUAAACAUGUUUGAGGGUCAGUAUAAAGUGGAACCCUUAUACGUAGAUUCAGAACUCUUUUGCAAACACAAGAAGCCUACGAGUACAGAAGAAUACGAAAAAUGUAGCCACGGACAAGGAAGGAUUGGGUCGAAAGUGACAUUGGACCAGAUGUUUAAGCCUUCUUUUCUUUUUAAUCUGCCACCGAUUUCUUGGUACGUUCGUCGGAUCACCAUCAAGACCAUGAAAACUCUGAUCGAAGAUCUUCAAAUUACAAGUGCCGUGAUGCGAGGUAUUUGAAACGUCCCAAAUCCGCUAUUAAUUGAUAAAACAUCAAAUAAAACUUUUACUCUUAC
Molecule: messenger RNA, 1677 nt
Organism: Arabidopsis arenosa
Lineage: Eukaryota; Viridiplantae; Streptophyta; Magnoliopsida; Brassicales; Brassicaceae
Source: the annotation of a GenBank genome assembly